Cucumis sativus (cucumber) is the source of this 1191-nucleotide messenger RNA. RefSeq lists its product as uncharacterized. The record is from RefSeq and is a predicted model, not a curated record. Bases 36 to 1091 code for a protein of 351 amino acids. Gene Ontology annotation, molecular function: protein binding. NCBI's taxonomy places the organism in Eukaryota, Viridiplantae, Streptophyta, Magnoliopsida, Cucurbitales, Cucurbitaceae. The transcript is spliced from 3 exons.
UCAAAUAUCUUCUAAAACUCAACUAAAUCCUAAUUAUGCUCCUCAAAUCCUCUUCAACGCCGCUUCUUGGCUCUCUUCUCCCCCCGGAUCACCACCACCAUGACCUCCACGGGAAACACUCCCCUUCCACUUUCCCUUUCCACUGCAAUAAUAAACCGCUUUCUUUCUCCACCACCACUGCUUCUCUUAGCUCCUCCCCUGCUUUCUCCGACCACCAUCGUGCCGCUGCUCCAUCUGGCUUCCGGAGAACCAACUCUGAAGGGAAUUUGAAUACUGUUUCUCAUGCUUCUGAUGUAAUCGAUGUCCAUGAAGAUCCGUUUUCUUUUGAUUCUGUCAAUUUCAAAUCUUCUAAGAAGUUUUGUCAUGGCCUUAAACGCUCUAUUCUCCAGACUAUUCCCUCGUUUUCCUUCUACGGUUCUAGAGCUAGGACUGAGGAAGAGGAGGAGGAGGAGGAUCGAGAGAUUGAUGGGAAGGAAGAGGAAGAUGGUUUGGGGAAUUUUAGCAUUGACGCUGCCAUUGUAACUCCGGAGGUUAGGGCUAUGGAACAAGCUUGGAGUAGAGUGGGUGCUGGUGGUGAUGGGAUGGGAUUUGUGGGUGAUUUACGGAAAGAGAUGUACCUGGCUAGAGGGCUCGGCAUCGGAGGAGGACCGGGUGAUGGUGGCGGUGGUGGUCGACUGCAGGGUGGAGGCGGCGGUGGGGGAGGAGGUGAAGAAUAUGGCAUGGAGGAGUAUUACAAGAAAAUGGUGGUGGAGAAUCCGAGCAAUGCUCUUGUUUUAAGUAACUAUGCAGAGUUCUUGUACCAGAGGAAAGGAGACCUGGGAAGAGCAGAAGAAUAUUACAGCAGAGCUAUUUUAAUGGAUUCCCACGAUGGAGAAACUUUGUCAAAAUAUGCCAAGUUAGUGUGGGAGUUGCAUCAUGACCAACAAAAAGCUUUAUCCUAUUUUCAAAGGGCUCUGCAAGCUUCUCCACUUGACAGCCACGUGCAAGCAGCCUAUGCCAAUUUCCUGUGGGAAACAGAAGAGAAUGAAGAUGAACAAAGCUUAGUUAAAGAGACAGCAACUAAAACUUACACGGCAGCAGCAACUGCUUGAGAUGAAAGUGAAUGGCAAUGGCAACUUCUUUUUCUUGUUUCCUUCUUUGUAGAAUAAUCUCAUCAUCAUUGAUAAUAAACAUUGCUGCAACAUUUUCAAA